AUGGGCUGCGUGUCAUCGUCGUCGACGUCGUCGCCGAGGCUGUCCAAGCGCACGCCGGGGUACGAGGAUCCCGCCGUCCUCGCCGCCGAGACAUCAUUCACGGUGAACGAGGUGGAAGCGCUGUUCGAGCUCUACAAGAAGCUCAGCUUCUCCAUCUACAGAGACGGCCUCAUCCACAAGGAGCAGUUCCGGCUCGCCUUGUUCGGGGACAGCAAAGGCGCAGAUCUCUUCGCGGACAGGGUGUUCGAUCUCUUUGAUCUGAAGCGGAACGGUGUCAUCGAGUUCGGGGAGUUCGUGCGGUCCCUCAGCGUGUUCCACCCAAAAGCGCCGGUAUCAGACAAGACUGCGUUCGCGUUCAAACUGUACGAUUUAAGAGGAACUGGCUACAUCGAGAAAGAAGAGAUUAGGGAAAUGGUCAUGGCAAUUCUCGAUGAGGCCAACCUACGUCUCUCGGAUUUCGCCGUCGAGGAGAUCAUCGACAAUACAUUCAAUCAAGCAGACUCGAAUGGAGAUGGCAUGAUAGAUCCCAAGGAAUGGGAGGAGUUUGUCAAGAAAAACCCGGCAUGCCUGAGGAACAUGUCACUACCCUAUCUCGAGGACAUUACAACAGCCUUUCCGAGCUUUGUGAUGUAUUCAGGAGUCGAAGAUUGUAGUGGACUCAAAUAAGAAAAAAAAAUACAUUAUCAGUAACAUGAUAUAUUUUUUGAGCUAUGUGGGCCUUGAACAUGCUGGAAGUCAGCGCAUUCAGAAGUGUGCUACAACUGAAUAGUCCAAGGAGAACCGAAGGAAAUAUUAUAUGUGGUUAGUAUCUCAAAAGGGAUAGCCACAAAUAUAUUUUCUUUUUACAGUUAGUGUAGAUACUAGUUGCCUGAUAAGCCUUGUAUUUUUCACGUAGGGUACUGGGAGGUUCAAUUUUGACCAUCUCCAAUCAACAAAACAUGAAAAUUGAACACAAAUUCCAAUUGUAUGAUUUUUAUGACACAUAUCUCAGAUGUUAUCAUUAGUGUGCAACUUUCA
Molecule: messenger RNA, 1017 nt
Organism: Lolium rigidum
Lineage: Eukaryota; Viridiplantae; Streptophyta; Magnoliopsida; Poales; Poaceae
Product: calcineurin B-like protein 4
Exons: 7
Coding region: 1-666 (221 amino acids)
Biological process (GO): calcium-mediated signaling
Molecular function (GO): kinase binding; calcium ion binding
Source: RefSeq, a predicted model, not a curated record